This is a messenger RNA of Cyprinodon tularosa, 1401 nucleotides long. RefSeq lists its product as uncharacterized. The transcript has 8 exons. NCBI's taxonomy places the organism in Eukaryota, Metazoa, Chordata, Actinopteri, Cyprinodontiformes, Cyprinodontidae. The record is from RefSeq and is a predicted model, not a curated record. The coding region runs from base 38 to 919 and encodes 293 amino acids. Gene Ontology annotation, molecular function: transmembrane signaling receptor activity. Gene Ontology annotation, biological process: cell surface receptor signaling pathway.
GCCUCAGAACAUUUCUAUCAGAGCUCUGAGAGACACAAUGAAGGAAACAUCUGUCAGAUUUCUGCUCACUCUGACCUCAGUGCUGAGCUGCACAACAAACCAAGCAGCUUUUCUGACUGUGAGACCCAGCAGAUCUCAGUUCUUUAAAGGUAAAGAAGUGUCUCUGAGCUGUGAGGAGAACAGCAGCUCUGCUGGAUGGACUGUAUGGAGGAACACAACCAGAGAAACCAGGACUCAGUGUGGAGAUGGAUGGGGAGAAAAAGCUGGUUCUACCUGUAACAUCAGCUGGCUGAUACCAUCAGACAGUGGAGUUUACUGGUGUGGGUCGUCCAGAGAGGGAGCAGCCAGCAGCAGCAUCCCGCUCACUGUCACUGGUGGAUCAGUGAUCCUGCAGAGUCCUGUCCUCCCUGUGAUGGAGGGAGAUGACGUCACUCUGAGCUGUCUAACAAAGACCACUCCCUCCAACCUCCCAGCUGAUUUCUAUAAAGAUGGCUCCCUCAUCAGGACUGAGCCCAAAGGUCACAUGACCCUCCACAAUGUGACCAGCUCUGAUGAAGGCCUCUACAGGUGUAACAUCAGGGGUCAUGGAGAGUCUCCAUCCAGCUGGAUCUCUGUUGAAGAGAAACCAUCAACUCCUGGUCCUCCACCAUCCAGCUGGAUCUCUGUUGAAGAUAAGCCAUCAAACACUUUUACAACCCUUCCUGGUCCUUCAACCACAUCUUGUCCUGCAACUUCUCUUCCAUCUACAACAUCUUCUGUAUUUCUCUGCUACUUCCUUUACUACAUUCUCCCGUUACUUUCAAAGAUAAUUCUUAUGGUUGUGCUGCUGGUUCUACUGAGGAGACGAUGUGUUGAGAGGAAAUCUGAAGAAGAAGUUGGAGGGGGAAAUGUUUACGGUAACAUCGGUGUUUCCAAUUAAGAGGUCUGACCAGGAAGAGAUGUUGCUGAUGCUUUUCUUCAGUGAGACAAUCCAUCAGUCCAUCAAUGAUGACCAGCUGGCAGCUCCUGCCUCCAGAGCCUAACAUCACUUUACAUCUGCAGUUUCCUUCAGAAAUGCCUUCUGUUCAUCACUUCUUCGCUAAGAAUAUUUUCUUCCUGAUGCAAUGAUUAUCUCAGCUAAAAGUCUUGAAUUAAUCAUUUGUCUUAGAAACAUCUCUGUUUUCUUUAUCUGAUGUGUCUCAAACUUGUUAACCUGCAGACAGUAGACUGUAAGGCCUGUGUUGAAUGUUAUGCUGAACAGAAGAUGGACAGAAACUGCUCUAAAACAACCUAAAAUAAGCAAUUAAUUAAUAGUGAUUAUUUUUAGUAAUUGAUUACUCUGACAAUUAAGUAAUUUGAUAAAUAUUGAUCUUGUUCUUCAGCUUAUUUUUAUCCAUCAAUCCACUUUCAAACACGCUUAAU